AUGUCUAUGGAGGAAACUGAACAGCUCUAUGAUUUAUUGAAAAAGCUGAGCCUCGAGAGCAGGCCAUUAUCCGACCGGUACUGGAGCGUGAUUUGGAAUUUCCAGCGAAGGGAGAAGGCUCGACUACGAUCUACACCAAAUCCACCGACGGGCCGUGCGUGCUUCCACUGUCAUUGUCGCCUCGGCUUAAUCUUCAACGCGGGUACUCGUUGUGCACAGUGCGGACGUCUUCUAUGCAACACUUGUCGUCGCGGAACCUACCGCUCCAAAGUGGCUCUGCCAGAGUUGUUACGCACA
Messenger RNA from Ostertagia ostertagi, 297 nucleotides. The record is from the annotation of a GenBank genome assembly. Lineage: Eukaryota; Metazoa; Nematoda; Chromadorea; Rhabditida; Trichostrongylidae.